GGCGCCAGGGCUCCUCGCGAAAGAGCGCGCCGCGCGGGGAAGCGUCCGCAGGCUCCGGCGGUGACGCAACCGGCGUGCGGAAUUAGACCCGUGUAAUUACACCCCGCCCACGGGGCUGGAGCUGUCCCCUCGGCCUCCGUGGGCUCCGGAGAACUAGAAAUCGGGAAGAAAUGAAGGUCGACAGGGGGUUAAAAGGGAGAAGAGCGCGCAGGCCGGUGGGGGGAGAGGUGGCAGUGUCCCUUAGCUGCAAAGCAGCGACUCCUCCGGGUGUAUUGCUUCGACCCAUCCCCACCCCACGCGUUUCACAGCGUGAGCUUGAAUCAUAUUGCAUGAAACUGGUGACUAAGGGAGAUAAAGCGUGAGAACCCUUUAUCUCCCUUGAGAAGCCUCCCAACCAGCCGGAAAGAGACCUCCGCUGUCCCUGGGCUGGGCCCAGCUACCUGUGCUCCCCCUGGAGGCAACAUUCUCUGAUGAUGGCUGUGAAAUCUGAUGGUUGAUGCACCCUCCUUCUCCAAGGUUGGGAGGCUACCCCUGCUCCUCUGUGGUAAAUCUUGGGAUCACACUAGGACCAGGUCUGGUUCUAGAGUGUACCGCCACAUUGCACGUGGGGCUGGGAUGUUGGGCGCUCCAAGUCUCCUCAAGCCCCAUCCUGCUAACCCAAAGGAAAUCAUUUCCGUUUAUCGAUUUGCAGCAGUGCACAACGCUGUGUUGAGUGUCAGAAUAGAGGUCAGUUGAACCCUUGCCCUUAGGUCAGAGGUGAGUAAACUGGUGCUUGGAGAGAUGAAGUGGUGUCAUUUGGGACACUGUUGGAUCUUCAUUUCUCCAUUCCCAGGUCUCGUUCUCAAACGCUUUGUCUUAUUUCCAGUCUCCCAGGAAGAUUUCGAGGAUUAGUGAAAGUUCCUUGUGGAUUCACAUUCAGAUCCCUUCCUGCUUGUCUAUAUCUUAGGGCAUUUCAGAGGAAGAAAACGUGAUUGGAGCAACAGUCUACCUCUGAAUCUAGUCUGGAAAACAGGCCGUCCUGUCAUCAUCUCCACUGGGAAUCCAGAGGCUCAGGAUGUGGUGGGGUUUGAGCGGGCCUGAAAAGAAGGGUGGGAUUUAGCAGCGGAGGGGAGCAGAGCAGGCCCUUUCAGCUGAGAGAACAGUGUGUGCAGAAGCUGGUAAGUGGAUCUGGGUUGAUGUGCUUGGGAGACGGUGAAAUGCGUCUGGUGCUGGACAGAUGGUGGGAGGUGAGUCCGACUCCCUGGAAUGCUACCUGCCCUCCCCAGUCCCACACACAGCAGGGGAUGGGUGCCACUUUCAUGCAAGCCUGCCUUGGCUGAGCAGAGGGGUCUGAGCUCUCAUGCAAGAGCAGACAUGUGUUUCUUGGUUUGUUUUGUUGUUUUGCUCAAGCGACAGGCCCAUGUGGACUUGUAAUCCCCAUCCCAGACAGCCUGGAAGUUCCAUCUGCCAGAUGCAUUACGCGCAGCACACGCAUUCCUGCGAAGAUAUUUGCUGUAGCCCUGACUUUGAACCCUGCCCCACCCUGCAGCUGCCUUGGAGUCCAGCACUAAGAGAUUGUUAAGAAGAAGGGGUGAGGAACGGGCAUGAGGAUCCAGGUCUGCAGAAGCUGGCAUGGGACGUGGCCAGCUGUCCCCAGGGACAGCCUGACUUUAUGGAUUCAGGCUGCCUGGUCAGACGGCGAGGGUCGUCUGUACAAGAAGGGAGCGACAGUGCCAGGUUCCGGGGUGUGUUCCAAAUUCCACAUUCUGUGUGCAGACUCCCGGCGCCACAGCGAAGGCGGGCCUUGGCAGGACACUGACUCUGACUUUCUCUCCCCUUACCUCGUGUACUGUCCAACUGAGGAAGAAGAACUUUGAAGACAUUUGUGAAGCUCUGCCUUCCCUCAAAUAAACCAACAGGUCCACCAGCUCUCCCACCACCCCCCUCUCUGAGAAAAGCCAUGGCUCUAACUGAUGCUGAUGUGCAGAAGCAGAUUAAGCACAUGAUGGCUUUCAUUGAGCAGGAAGCCAAUGAAAAGGCAGAGGAAAUAGACGCUAAGGCUGAGGAGGAGUUCAACAUCGAGAAAGGACGCCUUGUACAGUCCCAGCGACUCAAGAUUAUGGAGUAUUAUGAGAAGAAGGAGAAGCAGAUAGAACAGCAGAAGAAAAUCCAGCUGUCCACCAUGAGGAACCAGGCGAGGCUGAAAGUCCUGACAGCCCGAGACGACCUCAUCUCAGAACUGCUCAGUGAGGCAAAGCUGAGACUCAGUAGAAUUGUGGCCAACACAGUUGUGUACCAGAAGCUGCUGGAUCAACUGGUGCUCCAGGGUCUGCUCCGACUGCUGGAGCCGAUGAUGAUCGUGCGGUGCAGGCCUCAGGACUGCUUCCUAGUGCAGGCUGCAGUGCAAAAAGCUAUUCCUGAGUACAUGAUGGCCUCCCAAAAGCAGGUGCUGGUCCAGAUUGACCAUGAAACACACCUGCCUAGAUAUGCAGCUGGAGGUGUGGAGAUCUACAGUGGCAAUCAGAUGAUAAAGGUUUCCAAUACCCUGGAGAGUCGACUUGAGCUCUCUGCCCGGCAAAAGAUGCCAGAAAUACGAACGGCUUUGUUUGGAGCUAAUGCCAACAGAAAGUUCUUUAUAUGAGACAUUGGAAAGAGAAGCCGGAAAGUAAACUGCUAAAUCAUAAAGAGUCUUGAAUUGUUUGGGCAAAGGAAAUUGGUAAUGCUUCUCUUCUUUGAAAGCCCUAUUAUUGUCCUAUCUUUUUUCAUGAAAUAAAGGUUUAGCUCUGAA
Messenger RNA from Cavia porcellus (domestic guinea pig), 2767 nucleotides. It is a transcript of the gene Atp6v1e2, whose product is annotated as ATPase H+ transporting V1 subunit E2. The coding region runs from base 1940 to 2620 and encodes 226 amino acids. The record is from RefSeq and is a predicted model, not a curated record. Gene Ontology annotation, molecular function: proton-transporting ATPase activity, rotational mechanism. Gene Ontology annotation, biological process: proton transmembrane transport. Gene Ontology annotation, cellular component: proton-transporting two-sector ATPase complex, catalytic domain. Lineage: Eukaryota; Metazoa; Chordata; Mammalia; Rodentia; Caviidae. The transcript is spliced from 4 exons.